Linum trigynum is the source of this 1422-nucleotide messenger RNA. Lineage: Eukaryota; Viridiplantae; Streptophyta; Magnoliopsida; Malpighiales; Linaceae. The record is from the annotation of a GenBank genome assembly.
CUAAAUGCAAUAAUUUUGGUCUUCAUCAAUGUAAGAUAACUUCUCUAGCAUGGGAAUGUUCGGAUACGGCACAAGCUAAUGCCAUCCCCGGGUUAACCUUAAGUCCAUAUGUCAGCUCUUGCUACAGUUGCUCGUAUUCCGAGCUUCCGCUGCUGCCAAAUCUUCUUUUCCCCUCGUCGAAGAAUCGACUCUGCUAUCGUCGUCGCUUUGCCGCAGUUGCUCAAGUGGUCGUUCGGAGCUGAAUUUCGUCGUAGCUCACAAGUCAUGAGUUCUUCUUCUUCUUCUUUCUCUUCUAAUGCUCGCUCCGGCAGAGGAGGCGGAAGAGGUACGGGGAUGAGAAGUGACAGGGAGAGAUCGGGAGGACGCGGUCGUGGCGGUGGGAGAGGAGGUGGUUCCGAGAGUGACAAAAUUGAUGCUCUUGGAAGACUAAUGACACGCAUUCUGCGUCAUAUGGCUUCUGAGUUGAGCUUGAAUAUGCGGAGUGAUGGGUUCGUGAAAGUGGAGGAUUUGCUUCAGCUGAACAUGAAAACUUUUGCCAACGUUCCAUUGAGAUCACACACAGUUGAUGAUAUCAGGGAGGCAGUCAGAAGGGAUAACAAGCAACGAUUCGGCCUCGUGGAGGAAAAUGGAGAGCUCUUGAUUCGUGCAAACCAAGGCCACACAGUGAAGGUAGUUGAAUCAGAAAGUUUGUUACGACCCAUCCUUUCAGCCGAUGAAGUAGCAGUCUGUGUGCAUGGAACGUAUAGAAAGAACCUAGAUUCUAUACUGCAGUCUGGUUUAAAGCGCAUGGAGAGAUUGCAUGUUCACUUCUCUUGUGGCUUGCCAACAGAUGGUGAAGUAAUUAGUGGGAUGAGAAGGAACGUAAAUGUGCUCAUCUUCCUGAAUGUAAAAAAGGCUCUGGAAGAGGGAAUGAAGCUGUAUAUAUCAGAGAAUAAGGUGAUCUUGACUGAAGGUUUCGAUGGUGUUGUCCCGGUGAAGUACUUCGAGAAAAUUGAAUCAUGGCCAGCUCGACAAUCUAUCCCCAUUCCAAACCUGAGCCAAAUCUAACUGAUCUGAGAAGGGUAUGAUGCCCCCUUUGCAACAAAUGAACCACCCCUGCCCUGAACUUUCUGUAACCCAGGAAGAACUAGACACUUUGUCCUGCUGGUUCCUUUUAUAGCAUACUGACUGUAGCAUUUGAUCUCUCCAUUGCUAACUCAUAGGGCAACUUUGUUUUAUACUCAUUAAUGUGUCUUGAUGAAUGAAUUAACCAGACGUUAUCGUCAUAUCUCAUAUGUUUCGUUAACGAAACUACUAGUCUACGGUUCAUCCCGAAAUCCAAACCAGGAUGUGCUCUUCAACAUAUGGCAUGACAGUCCGAUUGCAGGUUUGUUCUUUUGGAAUUGUGGUGAAUGAUAGAGAAAAUAAUAUUAGACGACACAU